Myxocyprinus asiaticus (Chinese sucker) is the source of this 4572-nucleotide messenger RNA. RefSeq names its product sterile alpha motif domain containing 11 (gene samd11). The transcript is spliced from 14 exons. Bases 840 to 3149 code for a protein of 769 amino acids. Gene Ontology annotation, molecular function: protein binding; RNA polymerase II cis-regulatory region sequence-specific DNA binding; DNA-binding transcription activator activity, RNA polymerase II-specific. The record is from RefSeq and is a predicted model, not a curated record. Gene Ontology annotation, biological process: positive regulation of transcription by RNA polymerase II. Lineage: Eukaryota; Metazoa; Chordata; Actinopteri; Cypriniformes; Catostomidae.
AUGUUUGAACGAUAUGGAAUGCUAUUUUUUAUUUGUUGCGUUGUUCUUUACAGUGUUUUGUAAAUAAAAGGGGUACUACUUUAGUGAUAACGAGAUAUAGCGAACACUUUUUCCUGAAUGUCGAACGCCACAUUCUAAAUAUUCUCGAUAUUAGAUAUUCUAAAAACGUAUCGACCUAAAACUUACCUUAAAACACUCAAACUGAAAUAUAUGUCAACAUAAAGUUGUUUUUGUAACGAAGUGGAGUAGAUACAGCGGCACAGUAUCAACCGUUGAUACGGUUUGAUUUUAUUUGUAACAUUUCUGAGGUAAAAACACAAGUUCCGAACGUGUUACAUCAUGUGAAUAACGGCUUUUAUUUAUUUAUUUAUUUUGUAAUGUUUACAUGGUCCGUUUUUGUAAGGUUGCUUGAGUUUACUUUCGCGGGUGUCAAGUCUCCUUUCUGACGACAGUUUAUUUUCGUUAACAGACUCAUUUUGGACUCGUGUACUCAGUUAACUCUGUGCCAGUAAAGAAUGAUGUAGUUUCUGUGUAUCGCUUUUGGUCACUUGCAUGAGAGGAUAUUUUUUAAGUCUUUUUUUUGUUUUUGUUUUUUUUGGACAUGGCGAUAUUGUCCCGCCGAGUGUCGUGUUGUGGACGGAUGAGUUUGACAGAUGUAUGAAUGACCGGUAGAGCUGUGGAAGUAGUCAUUACUGAAGAGGUGUAUUUGGCGCAUAUUGCACUUUUUGGAUGAUAAUCUGCAAGAACGUCCAUUACUGAAGGACUCGUUUGAAAAACUUUGAAUUUUGACAUUUUCUUCUCUUUCUGUCUUUUGUCAGGGGAAAAGUCUAAAGACGCUUAUGUCCAAAGGAAUCUUACAGGUACAUCCUCCAAUCUGUGACUGCCCUGGCUGUAGAAUUUCAUCUCCUGUGAACCGUGGGCGACUGGCAGAAAAACGCACCAUUCCAUUGCCACCAACACGAGUGCCCAAAAAGGAGCUGGCAUCCGUUUUCAGCAGUGACGAUAGCGAGGGCAGCGAUCGUGCCAGUGGAGAUCAUGCAGACAUCAAACAGGAAGAGCUGCAUUACUCUAUCAUGAGAAAGAGUCGGGACAGUGACCUCUCAACGAUCAUCUCCAACCUGCACCACACCCGACAGCACGGCAUGCCCGAGGGCCAGCCCUGCUCCGACCUCAGCCUCGCCUCCACCCACUCAGUAGAGAGAUCUGUACACUGGUGCCGAAAUCCGGGACUGGAGGAAGAUGCAGCGAUCCUCCACGACGCUUGGCGAUGGCACUGGAUUCCGCCUCCUGGCAGCCGGCAGCGUCUCCUCCAUCCCCUGGUGGACGGCAGCGGUUCCUCUGCCUCCCGGUGGACGGCAGCGUGUCCUCCGUCCCCUGGUGGAGAUGACAUACUAGGCAAGAGGAGAGCCUACUCCCCCAACAGCAGCAGCGAGUGCCCAUCUGACAGCAAGAAGUCCCGAAGCGUGUCACCUAAAGAGAACUCUCAAACGCCUGCGCUGGAGCCGGGCUGUCACAUGACCCCCGAGGAGCACUACAGGCGCAUGAUGUCAGCUCUGAAUGAGCAUGGCUCUUACGAGGAGCAGCAGCAGCGCCUGUACCAGCUGGCUAACAACAUGGGCGUCCCAAGCCACGAGCUUUUGCGUGUGCGUCAGGAAGCCAUGGCUGCCGUUAGAAGCCCAGGUGGAAUGGAGGCCCACGUCCCGACUGCAGGCAGUUCCUCCAGCCAACGACGCAAACAGGGCCUACCCCAGCACAGAGACACACACUUCCCUGAGCGAGACAUCUCGCACCCUCCUCCAUUGCUCUCCCCGCAGAAUGCUCCUCACAUCGCUCUUGGACCUCACCUGCGUCCCCCGUUCAUGGGCAUGCCUUCUGCCCUCUGCCAAGCCCCAGGCUAUGGUUUCCUGCAGCCUGCUCAGGCAGAGAUGUUUGCACGUCAACAAGAGAUUCUUCGUAAACAGAACCUUGCUAGAUUGGAAAUGUCUGCUGAGUUGUUGAGGCAGAAGGAGUUAGAGAACCUCCACAGGCAGCGACUGAUUUCUGACCCGCUGGGCCUGCAUCCCGGGCUCCCAGCUGAACACCCUGCCCUGCGCAGCCUGCAGGAAAUCCCAGAAGGCCACCCGCUCCGAGAGGAGCUAAAUCGCCGCAACGCCAUGCUGGUUUUACGCCACAACAACACCCCGUUACUCUCCCUCAACCACCAGGGGGCAGCAGCGGGCACUUCCUCUAAAGACCUCAGCAACAGGAAGAGCCUGAGGAAAGGAGGACCACUCAGGGGGGACCAACAAGAGAAUAAAGAGAUGGAGGGAUGUACACGGGACGAAGACAACGAGGGACAGGACGAGGACAUGAAAUACUCUGAGAAUGAUGCAGAGGUUGAAGACAGGCCAGAGAGGUCUUCCAAAGCAGAUGGACAUGGUCUCAGUUCAGAUGUGUGCCAAGGCAAGGAUGUGACCAAGUCUAAUGAAGGGGUGAAAGAAUUGGGAGAGGGGUCGGGCAGGCUCAGUGCCCCUUGUAGCUCCACUGGGCCUGAGUCACCAACCCACCACCUCUUCACAUCAGGAAUGAGCAAGAGUGAGGCCAAGUACCUGCCACCAGGAACUAUGCCACCCCUGCCCGGACAGACACUGCCCUUCACCUUUCCAUACACCAGCCCUUACUUUCACACUGGCGCCAUGGGAGGUCUUUUUGUGGAUGGAGAAGAGGCAGGGGCAGCCGAGGACAUCAGCAAGUGGAGUGUGGAGGAGGUGUGCAGCUUCAUCAGCAGCCUAGCAGGCUGUGGGGAGUACACACAGGUGUUCAGAGAGCAGGCCAUUGACGGUGAGACUCUUCCAUUGCUGACAGAAGACCACCUACUCAACAACAUGGGUUUGAAACUGGGGCCUGCACUCAAGAUCCGCUCUCAGGUGGCGCGACGUAUUGGCAGAAUAUUCUACAUGACCAGCUUCCCGCUGGCCCUCCCGCUGCCGCCAUCUGCUCUGCGCUCCACAGACAGAGACCCCCUGCCCGCAGAGACCCGCCCUCCUUCCACCGGCAGCACUUCCUUGCCAUUCAGUGUGCCCCCUCUCGCCUGCCGCGCCUCCCCCAAGCAGGAGAACGGAAACUCCUCCACAGCGGGAGCCUACGACUCCACUAAACCUCCCUCAUAGAGUUGGCCAUUAAAACUCUUGACUGCUUCUCCAUAUGGUAGAGGCAGUGCUCCAAGGAGGAGGUAAAGACAGAGAAAGGGCAUGAAGGGGGCCCUCUCUGAUCUAUUCUUUCCUUCCUAUUACCCCCUCCCCCCCACCAUAUACCCCUCCAAAAAUAAAAAGCAAGCUUAAGGACCUUUACGCAGAGGCACUUAAUCGUUUUAGGAAAAGUGUGGAGAAAUGUGCAGAAUGAAGAGAGACAGUGAUGAAACAAUGCAGGCUGAAACAGCUCCACCCUUCGCAAUGGCUUAGAGAAAGCUAAAAAAUCCAAAGAUGUGCAAAUAGGGACAAGAAAGGAAGUUUUAAGAGUGUGCGAGAGGACAAUGCAAGUAGACAGCUGCUGUCAAACGGCGUGCCAGAAUUCAGCUAUGUGCAAGGUCAAAAUGGACACGGUUGGAAAGCAUCCUUAGCUGAUGUGAGCUCUUGUGGUACCCAACAGAACUUGGAAAGGGACAUUCUAACAUUUCAAAUUCUCUGGAGUUGGUUUAGCUUUGAGAGACUAAACCAUCAAAAGAGGAGUCAGUACAAACAGGAUGGAACUCAUUUGCAGUUUUAACCAGUGCAACUAUGCAUUCCACAGUCCAAAACCAAAGAUUGGAUGGAUGUGGAAUUUUUAAUGGAGAUCAAGCUUUGAUUUUGCCAGUGAUGAAAAAAGGUACACUGAUACAGGGAGGUGGAUUCGGAAAUGACCUCAAGAGAUGUGGAAAGCACUUAAACUUCAUGUGACCAAAUGCCAUGAGCCAAAGCAAUGGCCCAACCGCUCACCUGACGAAUGUCUGGGCCCCAUUUUACUUUCACUACUGCGUAAAAGAAAAAUUGAGGAUGGAUGUACCGGUAUGCCCGUCCCAAUGCCAGUCCACAGAUGGAGGUCACAAUUACUACUGUGGGAAUUGUUAUCCUGAAUUGUACAGAAACUUGCUCAAGAUGAAAAUAUACUGAAGAUGAAAUUAGUGGUACAUUUCAUUAAUUGUAGUUGCACGAGUUUAAAUCUUUAUUACUGACAAAAUGUGACCGGCUGACUUGGUGGCACUUUUUGUUCGACAUUUUCUGUUUGCUGUGUACUCCAGUUGUAAUAAUCAUGAGCCCCACUCUUAAAUGUCACUUCAGCAUAUAAAUGAGGAAAAAAGUAAUAUUUAUAGGAAUUUCUGUUCGAGCAACAAAAUGUAAUUAAAUUGCCCUUAAAUUGAACCCAAAGAACAAUACUUUUCUCUUUGUUGCAGGGAAAUAGAAGGCACAAAGCUCUAUAUGCAAAUCCUUGAAAUUGUUUGUUUUUAAAUAUGUAAGCAAUUAAUUAAAAUUGUCUCUAGAUUUCCCAUCAAUGUUUUGUCUUCAUCCUAUUUUUCUAUUCUCCAUGGGGCGAAAUAAAUCCUAUUGAAAACUUUCA